Molecule: messenger RNA, 387 nt
Organism: Monoraphidium neglectum
Lineage: Eukaryota; Viridiplantae; Chlorophyta; Chlorophyceae; Sphaeropleales; Selenastraceae
Exons: 2
Coding region: 1-387 (128 amino acids)
Source: RefSeq, a predicted model, not a curated record
AUGCGUGCCCGCACACUGGUUCGCGUCCGCCCCAGGAGCCCCCUGCAGGCCGGCAUGGCGCUGCCGCCCCUGGCUGCGGCGCUGGAGCUGCACGCGGCGGUGCUGCUGGGCUUGCGGCCGGCUGCGCUGCAGGGGGCGCGGCUCCGGUACAUCCAGAGCAACCCCACGCGAAACGACUUCAAGGACGCCAAUUUCGAGGUUGCCCUGCAGCACUACACACGCGUCGAGGGUCGCGCCAUGCCGAUGACGUCAGCGCUGCUCGCCAAGUCGCGCCCCGAGGCGCUCGUGCUCAACUGGGGGAUGGGCACCCUCGCGGUGUUUGGGCCAGACUGCAUACUGUCGCAGGGCGCGGGCGGCGCGACGCCGGCGGGCUGCUCAGGCGCCUGA